Molecule: messenger RNA, 372 nt
Organism: Miscanthus lutarioriparius
Lineage: Eukaryota; Viridiplantae; Streptophyta; Magnoliopsida; Poales; Poaceae
Source: the annotation of a GenBank genome assembly
AUGGAGCAGAGAGAGAUCGGAUUUUCCAUAUUCAAGAUCUCGAACAACAAGCAGAAAAGGAGAUUUCUUCCGGGGAUCAAGGUGGCACUAUUGGAGGUCAAGGCCAAGGUUUCAAUCCGGGCUUUAACCUUGGAUAUGCCGGUCAGGGAAGAGAUAACUAUGGAAGUGGCUAUGGUGGCGGCCGCGGCUAUCGAGGUGGUUUUCGUGGUGGUCGAGGCCUGCAGGGUCGUGGCUAUGGCGGGCGUGGCGGUGGUCACUCCUACCCUAGUGACUUGUAUGGUCGCGGUCAUGGUGGAUAUCACGUUGAUGGCUACUGCGGAGGAUACAACACCGACAACAACAAUCAUGGCGUGGCGGCCACGGUUGGCAUGA